Molecule: messenger RNA, 2038 nt
Organism: Hippocampus zosterae (dwarf seahorse)
Lineage: Eukaryota; Metazoa; Chordata; Actinopteri; Syngnathiformes; Syngnathidae
Product: small integral membrane protein 32-like
Exons: 3
Coding region: 738-1076 (112 amino acids)
Source: RefSeq, a predicted model, not a curated record
UUUCCUCUCUCCUCACUGCAGUGUGAUGCAUUCCCUUUCAUGGCCCCAUUACAAAUAGCUCUUUCAACAUCCUCUCAUUAUUUUGGAGAGCGAACAAUUUAUGUCUACUUUAUAACUUUCCUGUGGCACAUCCCUGUCAGGUGACACGCCCCCCGGCACAAACGCACCGAUCUGCUCUCUCCCCUGAGUCACAGACAUGCAGAACAUGGCGAAGAUAUCGGAGCAGUCCUCCUGCUACUCCACGUAUUUUUGCUUUAUUAAUUUCACUGCUCUCCGCGUUCGGACCUCACCGGAGCAUUCAUCACAUCCACGUGUCUCUGGUUGUACAGCCGUUACUGGAGGAGUAAAACGCAGGUUUGGAUAGAGGCAAGAUUCGGCGUGUCCUUCCUCCGCGCUCCGAAUCCUUCACGCGCUCUAAAGCGCAUGCUGGCUUGUUGUGAUGCACGCUACGACGCACAAGAAGAAAUACGCGCGAUCACACAUAGAAGGAGCUUCAAGUCAGUUCAAGAUCACGACUACAAUUUUUAAUAACCGUAAUUCCUACAUAUUAGUCGGAUUCUUUGAGCGCAGCCGACAAGCAGUCGCACAGCUGCUUUUCCACAACGCGCCCUCGGCGAGGCUUGUCGGCAUCCAACAGCGACCCGACAGGAAUGCGGAGCCCGGAUUUGUCCUAUCCACAAUCACCUGUGACACUCCCAGCAGUGCGCACCCACUCAGCCAGUGAGCCCACAUAGGUCAUGCUGAGACAGGUCCUCCUCAACUCCACCAGUACCCCGCACCUCGACCUCAUGCUCAUGGGGCAGUCUUCAACGAGCGCCACCACCUCUGUCAAUGGUGGCUUGGUCAGCGUGGCCGCCCUACUGAGACCCACCUCGGGCCGCGGGGGAGGUGGAGGAGGGCUCCGAGAUGGCGAGCUCCACAAACCGGACCUGCUCACCUACAUCGUUAUGUGCCUCCUGCUGUUUCUGCUGGUGCUGAUCAUUGUCUUCUUCAUCAACUGUCAGCUGCGGAACUCUUUCUUCGCCUCCAUGCCGUAUGACAGGUCCCUGAGAGAGGCCCGGACGUCAUACAAGUAGCCUGCAGUGGUGAGACUCUAGCGCUUUACUGGACCAUGAUUUGGUUCUCCAUAUGAAGUUGUUGCCUUUCUCAUUUAAUUUGGACACUGGACUGUGUGGAUAGAAAUCCAAAAUAUGAGCACACACAAGAUGAGCGAGGUGAAGUUUAAAUCAAAAGAUCCAACCGUUUUCGCUGUCUGGCAUGGAGCAAACUGGUAUGUAAUGUUUGAAGAUUGGGCCAACUGCGGGAGUAGACCCAAUUAUUGACUUUCCUACUGGGUAAUGGUUCUCUGAAAGCUGAAAACAGCUCAUAUGUUUGCAACAGACUUGGCUUUUAUCCUUUUCUUUUGACACAUUUUUCUGAAUGUCUCUUUUAUUCAAGUCUUCUGAGAAGUUAGAAAUGACAUUGUGGGCGACCUUGAUGAGCUUGUAUUUGGUUUUUUUUGUAAUGCACAAGUGAAAAAGAAUAUUUUUGGGAGCCUUGGUCGUAUUUCAUACAGAGAUUAUGCAGAUAUGUAGGUAAUUACGACACAUACCAAUUUUCAAGCAAAAACAAUUGGGUUAAACAGUGAAAUUUUCUAUCAUCAAUGAAUGCAGCUUGAAAAUGUAAUUUCUAAAAUAUUUCAGUGCAUCUCUGUGGGUGAUGUCAGAUGCAUUGAGAUCACGUCUCACUGAAUUCAGGGUACCUUCAUUUGCCCUUAACAUGCAAAUAGAAAGGUUGGGCCGGUACCAUGCACAAUUUCCUGUAGUGAAAGAAAAGUUCUGACUUGCCAGAAUUCUGGAAUUCAUCAAGAAUAAUGUUUUAGCAUCGCCUUGAAAGUUCUAUUUUUCAUGGCAGCUAUUAUCCUCAGUAUGGAAAUGUUUGUUUCAUGCAAUGAUAUGACUAAAUCACAUUCCCUAUCCUUCUGUAGAUUGUACAAUAGUGAUUAAAUGGCAGUCUGCAAGACAACGUUAUGACAUAAAGAUUUUGAAACCCUCUUAAA